AUGACCGGUGACAGCGACGGCGAUGGGGGCGCAAUGGGACCGCCAGGAGCAGACGAAAGGCGAAUUGAGGACCCGGACAAAGUCGCGAAAUUCAGGGAGGCGAUAGGCAAGAAUUGCGCUCUCCAGGAGAGGCUUUCGGCCUUGAUCGAGGCCGUGGACAGGGCGCUUGAAGCCAACGGAAAGACGGGGGCGCUGGUGUCUGGAUUGAGGACAAUGAAAAGACCCAGGGGCGGUCAGACAGGAGGCCACGACUUGGUGCAAGCGGAACACCUUGACUAUUGUCAGCGACAGUUGGCUUCUCACUGGGGCCAAGGCAGCUUGAAGCCCAACCCCACAAAAGAGGCUGCUGCUGUCCUUCCCCUUCUGCAGCGAAUGCCCACCAAGUUCAGGCAUUCCACCUUGUGGACCAAAGAUGAGCAGCAGAGGCUGGCCCAUGGCUUGCUGGCACGCCUAGAGGAAAGAUUGAGCAGCGAUGUCCUAGCAGCUUUGCGGGAGGGACGCAAUGCCUCACUGUUCACUCCAGCUAAUUUGAGGUCCGUCAUGGAUGAAAUCAGGACAGUGCAGCUGGACAACCCUCUGGCUCUCCGGACUGUGGCAGCUUUCUCUGAGGCAGACUGGGAAAGCGUUGCAAAGAGGGGGGUGCACACCAGGUGUGCCUUUGAAUGCAAGCAAUAUUGGAACUGCUUUGGACGCCCGGACAGGAGGCGAGGGCCUGUGCUCAGCUCAGAAGCCAAGAUAAUACAGCAGCUUGCUCUUAAGUACAACGAGCGCAAUUGGGUGCAAAUUGCAGAGGAGCUGGGUACAGGCCGGCAUCCAGCAGAGUGCCUUGGCUUCUACCGCCGUCACAUGCAGAAUUCUGGGUCUCUUCGCUGGACUACUGAGGCAGAUUCCAAAUUGGUCGAAAGCGUGCAGAAGCAUGGGACCCACAAUUGGCAGACCAUUGCCGAGGCUGUUGGGUGUGAUGUGAAUUCGUGCAAGUAUCGCUGGGAGUAUGUGCUAAGCCGAAAAGGCAGAAAGCGAGGAAAAUGGACCAAGCACGAGGACUUGCAGCUAUUGAAGGGAAUCAAGAAGUUUGGAAAGGUGUGGGUGAAGGUAAUGACCUUCGUGCCCACAAGAACAGAGAUCCAGUGCAAUGAGCGAUGGUACAAUCAGCUCGAUCCCUCGAUCGACCGGAGCGCGUGGUCGAAUGAGGAAUGCCAAAAUUUGAGAGCAUUGGUCCAUGAGUGCAGGGAUCGCUACGGCAAGCUCAAAUGGUCAAUCAUUGCAGCACAUUUCCCUGGCCGGACAGACAGCAUGGUGUCUCGCAAGUGGGCCAAGCUUGAGAAGGCCACAGGCACCAGAGGUCUGGGGCGGAAACGCAAGAGGAGCCCCUGCGAUUCACCAGUGCCAGGCCAGGCACAGACUCGGCCUGCCAGCAAUGAGGAGGGUGGCUCGGGGCAGCCUCCUGUGCCUGAAACGGACGGUGCCGAGAACAGGGUUGAAUGUGGCAGAGGUGUGCCUCGUCUGCUGGAGCCGCCAGGAAAUGUGGGGGUGCAGCUACAGAGGCGGGACAGGAUGUGUGAGGAGAGAGAGGCAGAGUACAUUGGCGCUUUGAUUGCCUUUUUGGAAGAAGAAGUGAUGCUGGGAAGGGGAGAGGAUCCGGGUGGGAAGAAGGGGGGAGGAUAUGGCGACAUGGUUCCAGGGGAGGUGUUGCAUGUGCCAGACGAGGGGACCAUGCGCCUUGUUGAGGGGCUUAGCGGAGAGCUGGCAGAAAGGAGUUUUGUGUCCAUGUAG
Ostreobium quekettii is the source of this 1773-nucleotide messenger RNA. Lineage: Eukaryota; Viridiplantae; Chlorophyta; Ulvophyceae; Bryopsidales; Ostreobiaceae. The record is from the annotation of a GenBank genome assembly.